AGUUUUUCAUGUGUUUUUUUGUGUUAAUUUCUUUCUGUCUCUCGUAGUAUCUCUAAAUCACAGUCUCAGCUGUUGUCACUGUUACCUUCGUUGCACGAAAAACUCUUCCUGUUUCCGUUCAUAUACGGUGGCGUUGUUCUCCUUCAAAAACAAGGUGAUUUCUCUGACCCCGUGCUUGUGUGGAGUUUAUAAGGGAAGCGGAGUCAAAUGCGUUUCAGUUUCCGGUAGCUAGCAUAGUAGACGCAAAUCCAUUUUGUCAAUAAAGUGAGGAGAAUUGUAACUCUUACCCGACUGAGUGGUAUUUUACCGCUGCGUUCCUCUUGGGCACCCUGCACCGACACAGAAGCCUGCCCUGUCAGUUUACAUAAGACACUACGCUUCUGUCAAUCGAAAUCGUGUCCCUGGCACUUCAGUUGUAUUUCUUGGUGUGCUUAUAUAUGGAUGCAUCAGUGCAUUUAUGUACCUUCUUACAUACCAAAACACCGUAUGCAUUGUUGUACAGCAUAUGCUUGAAGAACUUGAAACUGGAGUUUUCCUUUAGGAAUUAAAAGUGAUUAAAAGUGUUCAUAUUCAAGCUCAGAAUUGUUUUCGUACUCUGGCAAACACGGAUGCGUUCAUUCGCGUCUUCUGUCCCAAGCCACCCGUAAGGAAGUGUAUAUCGCAAGAGACUGUUGACGGGAUCAACUGUUCUUCUGCAUACCAGUCCUUUCGUUUUGCCUGGUCACAUUUUUUCACCGACUGUCUUCGGUGUCUUCGUGUUGUUUCCUUGUGCUCAACGCUUGGCAACGUAAUCGGUCGUGCACUGUCUACAACCGGCUUCAAAAGCAUUCCCCAGAUCUGCCCGUGUCUCACUCCCCGAAUCUCACCUUGACCCCAACUCCCCGUCCGCUGCGAUUAUCAUCCUCCGGCUGAACUCCUUUGUGGUAGAUCUCUUGCCGCUAUGCCUGUUACUAAGACUUACCACCUGGCACAGGGAUGUCUGGGCUCGGCUGCCUCCAAAAAACGAACGGAGGAGCCGGAGCCAGGGAGAAAUAGACACGAGUAUACCGCGAAAUCUUUGCGACUCCAGAAGAGCGAUCCAGAAGAUCAAACAACAUUCGUAAAAGGUUAUUCCUCUGAUACGAACCUGAAGUACAGGAACGAGAUCAGUUUAACGCUCCUGGACCGUGGUUCCGAAAGAAAUAUCCUAGCGGUUGAAGAGAACUUCCCAAACAGAGUCUGUGUAUCGGAAGAAUGCAAAGAAUCCCAAGUAGAAUGCGUCCCUUCGAUCCGCUCUCCGACGAACAACCCACCCUUUCAGGCAGGAGAAGCGCGGAAUCUGCCUACGUUACUGUCAAGAGGAUCAUCCCCUGGAUGUGUCAACGUACCGUGCCCACAAGAAGCAAUUGCUCUACCACCUCCGCGUAGCUCCACAAGUCAGAGCAGUGUAGUGUCUCAGCAUCCUAUUUCUCAUGAAGGGGACAGUUCUUUCUCAGAGUGUUCGAGCCCCUGCAAGAAUCUGCAGUUUGUGGUGCUGUCUCUCGACUCUGGUGACUGGCAGUCUCUAGAGGGGCAAGGGUUGGACUCAACAUCUCGAUGCGCACAUCGGACACCGAAUAUCUCUACAAGCCAUGAUGGACAACGUAGUUCAGGCGGACGUACUGACGGAUUCGCAGACGGAUUUCGAACACAGCAACUCACAAACGGUGGUGACAUGCAGGGCGAAUUUGGAGCGGACAACCAUAAGAAGCAAGCUCUGCGUUGGAAGCUGAAAGCCCUCAGCCUUCGUCAAAAGGUUGUCGCUGGAAAUCUUCCCAGCGCAGGUAGACCCGGACUGUCACCUUGUAGUCUGCCUUCCUGUCAGGCGCGCCCGGGAAUUUCUCCUGUGCCAAUCGCUGCGACACCUGCUUCUUCGCGGAGCGGUCCCGCAGUCAAGUAUCCACCGUCCGCCCUCCAGAUAGCACAGUACGACUCAAGUCUCCAACUGUUCGGCGAAGAGCAGGUGUCUGGGGAAACCGCGCAGGUGAAGAAACCCCAGCUUGUGACAGAGACAACAAUUAUGUCAGCUACAGCAAAUGAGAUUAUCCAAGAAAACAACCAAAGUCAGGACUCUGACGACGGAGUAACAGUGCACCAAAGAGAGUGGAUAUCUAUUGACGAAUUGAAAACGCUGCUGAGGGAAAGACUGACGGAACUGGCCAGCAAGGUCGGGUCAGGCUCUCAGAACAAGGCUUCCUUCGAGGGCAGGCAAGGCGAAGCGAGGUUGACGCCCGAGGAACAAGAAGGAAAUAUAGAAGGUGACGGUGUUCGAGAUGGCGGAGCGUACGGUUGCGAGAACAGCCACGGGUCCGACUGGUGUAAUGCUGCACAGAUUCUUCAGGAUAUUUUGAAAUCACGACAAGUUGCAGAUGACGAACUGGAAAGCUACGGAGAGAAGCUUCCUUCUCUGGGCGCCUUGCUCCACGAGGAAGGACUGUGCAAACCGUGUGUGUUUGCGAACAAAGCCAACAAGCAAUGCCUGAACGGUGUGGCAUGCCUGUUCUGCCAUCACUUUCACAAGGAGAAGCGGAAACGAGCCCGAAAAGCGCGUUCACAACAGAAGCAUCAGUCCUCCCCUGGAGGUUUUUCUCCUGUAUCCAUGCUUUAUCCUGACUCUCACCAUUUCGCCCCUCUUUUGCAUCCAGCCACUGCUCACCGAAGCAACGGUCUUUGCAAGCAAAUUCCUGGCAGAUCCCCGAUGACGCCUAUCCUCAGAACUCCUGUUUUUUCCGGUUGUCGAAGCACAGGGGCAAAACUCACACCCAUCGUAGGAAACACUGGAAGUCUUCCGGCACUCCUUCCAGGAGGAGGGGGAUCAGCGCAGUUUAGAGCCACAUGCGGCUCCAUGAACCAGCCACCUCCUCCCCCGCCGCCUCCGCCAGGUUUAGAGAAGCUCGCUGCGACAGAUGUGCAUAACUGGAAGAUGAAGGGGCAGAUCCCCAUCAAUGUCCCGAAAAAAUUUGAUUCAGAGCUGUGUCCAACGCUCCUCACAGGAGGCCGUAGCCUACAAAGCAUUGGGUCGGCUCCGCGUCAGCUUCAUGCGGGAGGAAGACGAGAGGCAACAUCACCGCCAGGUUGCAGCAGUGGUGCCCCCGGUUGCCUGCAGAGCGGAAACUCUCAUGCCAAAAAGUCUACAACAGAGACAAGGCAUUUCUUGGAAAGCAGAAUACCUGAUACAAAUUCCUCCACUCACCGGGCAGCUACUGCCAUUGCCAAGGGAGCAACAAGAGACCCCUCAUAUCAGUUUCCAGUAACGGAUCGAACGCGUAUGAAUAGUAUCCGGGCGCAGCCGAGCCGCAGGGUAAAUCUCCAGCAUAAAAAUCACGACUCAGAGUAUUGUCUUAAGAGGAGUCAAGACAGUGCAGCACUGCGACCACCUGGUGGAAAAGAAGAGGAAGCGUUUGACAACUUAUGGCUACAGGAUCGAAAUUGUUUCGUUUUGAAGGGGAUGCCGAACGAGCCGAAUCUUCCACAGAAUACUGCGAGUGAGGAAGGAUGCAACCAUGAUUCUUUACCGACCAAGAAUGAAUUUGCUACAGAUGGGAACGGCAGCGACAGCCAAGGCGCAGUCUCUUCUCUGCGCAUAGCCGCUGCAGUUCCUUUAGAGAACCAGACAGAGAGUAUGAGUUGGCUGAACGGCAAUGAAAAACAGGAGAGCGAAAGAGUGUGGCCGCAUCCUCCUAUGAUGGGAGAUGGAGAGAAGGCAAUAGACGACCUAGCUAAACGUGCCCUGGGACGACUGAAUCGGGACGAACUUGUUCACUUAAUGGACCUGAUUGCGUGCACAUUAGCAACACAAAGCCUCCCAGUUUCUGCAGGACUCGAAUGGCAUGCCCACCAAGCAGGAGAGCAUUUUGAUACACCCGAGGGAUCCUCUACUCCUAGGAAGCUCGACCCGAUUCUAGCUGAAGCCGGGGGACAAGAAGACGGUGAGAGCGCGUCCACUACAUUCUCCUUUCCUGACGGAUUUGCGCGAUGUUGAGAGUGACUCACAGUAUACAUCACUAGAGAACGAAGAUCGUGUGAAAAAACAAUUAGUGACCCGGUUUAUUUCGGUCCUCUAAGCGAGCUUGUUCUUAUUUCGGGCUGGGCGCUUUACGCGUAUAUCAUAUACAUCCGUUUUCAGAGUCCGGCCUGAAGCCGUCAGCCGGCAGCAUUCCAACGUUUCUGUUCGUGAUGCCACAAGAUGGAGGAAGAGGACCGGCGUCGUCGAGCUCGAGGCUGGGCAAGCUGGCUUACGACGAUGCAGGAGGUGGACGAGGAGCGAGCUCGCCACCAUCUUCUAAGUUGUUUGUUUCCCCAGUCAACGACAGGUCACGGAUGGCAGAUCAACGAAAACCUGCACCCGAACAAUCGUCCAAUCACGAUUCGGAAUGCUGUUGCCUACGCUGUCUGAGUGAGAAGACGCUGAUGAUGGCACAGCUCUGCAGGCCUGCACCUGUAACCCUGUCUGUAACAGAGAGGAACCUAUUUGGAGAUAAUGGCAGAGACGUCGUUGAAUGGGAGGGUUCAUGCGGAUUUUUUUCUGGAAAUGCAUCGACUAGGCCAUCUCUGCAGUUCUCCCCUCACCGUGUCAUCGAUGCCCCAACAGCCAAUGACGAUAUGAGAGAUUGCAGAGCAGCCCCUGAAGACGGGACAGCGUCUUGGAUACGUGAAAACAAACUCGAUUUUUUUCCCGAUGAUUUCCCUGUGUAGUGGGCAGGUCAGUUUAUGCAGUAGUGACAGCACUGUUCAUUGCUCCGGUCCUUGGCUUCUUGCUUUCGUAGGGUUGCAGCACCAGUGUGUCAGAAAACGAGAAAGUAUCGCAAAUGCAAGUUUAGCAGGGAAUUCGGCAUCUCUACGCUGUCUCGGACAACAGCAAA
Toxoplasma gondii ME49 is the source of this 4880-nucleotide messenger RNA. RefSeq lists its product as hypothetical. Bases 941 to 4000 code for a protein of 1019 amino acids. The record is from RefSeq and is a predicted model, not a curated record. The transcript has 3 exons. NCBI's taxonomy places the organism in Eukaryota, Apicomplexa, Conoidasida, Eucoccidiorida, Sarcocystidae.